Messenger RNA from Macrobrachium nipponense, 1005 nucleotides. RefSeq lists its product as uncharacterized. The record is from RefSeq and is a predicted model, not a curated record. Bases 118 to 783 code for a protein of 221 amino acids. NCBI's taxonomy places the organism in Eukaryota, Metazoa, Arthropoda, Malacostraca, Decapoda, Palaemonidae. The transcript is spliced from 5 exons.
UGAAGACAGGUCAAACCGUGGCUAUAAAAUAAUGGUUCUCCCGCGAGAGCACAGAUCUGGCAGAGACUUCAGUACCUUCAGUAGGCAGAGCAGAUUUUAAACGAAAGAAAAUAAAUAAUGGCUCACAAAGUCCAUUUCUCAAUUGUCGUCCUAAUUCUUUUAUGCUGUGAUGCCCAAGGAGUCUCAGAGGUUGAGGUUAGUAUAAGUUAUAAGGAAAGGGAAGAAUAUUCGCGAUUUGGACUUCUACAGAAUUCCACAAACGGAAGCUCAGGAAACCCAGCAACUUCGACUUCGCACCAGACAAUAAGAUAUAGCUGUCCAUCGCCUUACGAACUCAUCGUCACGUAUUGUCUUUAUAUGAAAUGCUUAGAGUACGACAGUGCUCUUCAGGGAUGGGAGGUCGCUCGGCAGUACUGCCAGUCUCUAGAUGGGGAUUUGGCGUGGUUUGGGGAUAAAGAUCUGCCCCUAAUCAUGACUUAUUUGAAUGUGAAUAAGCCGUAUUUUGAUCAUUGGGUCGGUGGCAGGCGAUAUAAUUCCACGUCAGACUUUGAGUGGGUGAAUGGCCAGAAACUUCCCGAUACUUCCUCAUCCGUGUGGGAUUACACAGAUAAUGCAAACUGGAAUUGCGUAUCACUUUCUGUCCUUAAAGAUAAUCCAGUAACGGGCUGCUCUAGGAGCAAGAGCCCGUGCCAGCACAAGGCUGGCUCAAUCUUCAACAACAACAGCAACACCAUCUCUUCGCUUCUGCUAACCAGCCAAGAAGAUGACCUACGAGAAGGUUGAAACGUUGCGAUAAGCCAGAGCUAUACCAGCAGUAAUACCAGCUGAAUACCAGAGACGACCCCGGCCUGACAUUGACCUCUCUUACGGAAUGAUACCAACACCGACGACGACCCCUGCUUGAUCUGAAUCAGAGGAACGCCUUCCCAUAUACCAGUAUUUUUUUUGAUAAUACCAGUAUACUGAUAAUACCAGUCUUUGAUUAACAAAGCCUGUUCUGAAUAA